Molecule: messenger RNA, 2531 nt
Organism: Galeopterus variegatus (Sunda flying lemur)
Lineage: Eukaryota; Metazoa; Chordata; Mammalia; Dermoptera; Cynocephalidae
Gene: KCNQ2
Product: potassium voltage-gated channel, KQT-like subfamily, member 2
Exons: 17
Coding region: 1-2439 (812 amino acids)
Biological process (GO): potassium ion transport; transmembrane transport
Cellular component (GO): membrane
Molecular function (GO): voltage-gated potassium channel activity
Source: RefSeq, a predicted model, not a curated record
AUGGUGCUGGAGGUGCUGAAAGGACAGCGCCUGGCGCGGAUGCCUGCCGCAGCCCCAGAUGCCCAGGCCAGAGCUGCAUCCCCAGCAAAAAUGUCCCUCUCCAACGUCGUGGAACACCAGAGAGGCUUGGACCUCAGUCCCAUCUCAGGGCUCGUGCACCUGCUGAAGUGGUUCCUUCUGGUCUUCUCCUGCCUCGUGCUGUCCGUGUUCUCCACCAUCAAGGAGUACGAGAAGAGCUCGGAGGGCGCCCUCUACAUCCUGGAAAUUGUGACCAUCGUGGUGUUCGGCGUGGAGUACUUUGUGCGGAUUUGGGCUGCAGGUUGCUGCUGCCGGUACCGCGGCUGGAGGGGCCGGCUCAAGUUCGCCCGGAAGCCGUUCUGUGUGAUAGACAUCAUGGUUCUCAUCGCCUCCAUUGCGGUGCUGGCCGCUGGCUCCCAGGGCAAUGUCUUUGCCACAUCUGCGCUCCGGAGCCUGCGGUUCCUGCAGAUCCUGCGGAUGAUCCGCAUGGACCGGAGGGGGGGCACCUGGAAGCUCCUGGGCUCUGUGGUCUACGCCCACAGCAAGGAGCUCGUCACCGCCUGGUACAUCGGCUUCCUCUGCCUCAUCCUGGCCUCGUUUCUGGUGUACCUGGCGGAGAAGGGAGAGAAUGACCACUUUGACACCUAUGCGGAUGCGCUCUGGUGGGGCCUGAUCACUCUGACAACCAUUGGCUAUGGGGACAAGUACCCCCAGACCUGGAACGGGAGGCUUCUGGCAGCAACGUUCACCCUCAUUGGCGUCUCGUUCUUCGCUCUUCCUGCGGGCAUAUUGGGGUCUGGCUUUGCCUUGAAAGUCCAAGAGCAGCAUCGGCAGAAGCACUUUGAGAAGAGGCGGAACCCGGCAGCGGGCCUGAUCCAGUCCGCCUGGAGGUUCUAUGCCACCAACCUGUCGCGCACUGACCUGCAUUCAACAUGGCAGUACUACGAGCGCACGGUGACAGUGCCCAUGUACAGCUCGCAAACCCAAACCUACGGGGCCUCCAGACUCAUCCCACCUCUCAACCAGCUGGAGCUGCUGCGGAACCUCAAGAGCAAAUCUGGACUCACCUUCAGGAAGGAGCCUCAGCCGGAGCCGUCUCCAAGUCAGAAGGUCAGUUUGAAAGAUCGUGUCUUCUCCAGCCCCCGAGGCGUGGCUGCCAAGGGGAAGGGGUCCCCCCAGGCCCAGCCUGUCCGGCGGUCACCCAGUGCUGACCAGAGCCUCGAUGACAGCCCAAGCAAGGUGCCCAAGAGCUGGAGCUUUGGAGACCGCAGCCGGGCGCGCCAGGCCUUCCGGAUCAAGGGUGCCGCGUCCCGGCAGAACUCAGAAGAAGCAAGUCUCCCUGGGGAGGACGUCGCAGAUGACAAUAAGAGCUGCAACUGUGAGUUCGUGGCCGAGGACCUGACCCCGGGCCUCAAAGUCAGCAUCCGAGCCGUGUGUGUCAUGCGGUUCCUGGUAUCCAAACGGAAAUUCAAGGAGAGUCUGCGGCCGUACGAUGUGAUGGACGUGAUCGAGCAGUAUUCUGCUGGCCACCUGGACAUGCUGUCCCGGAUCAAGAGCCUGCAGUCCAGAGUGGACCAGAUCGUGGGGCGGGGCCCAGCAAUAACAGACAAGGACCGCACCAAGGGCCCAGCCGAGGCGGAGCUGCCGGAGGACCCCAGCAUGAUGGGACGGCUCGGGAAGGUGGAGAAGCAGGUCCUGUCUAUGGAGAAGAAGCUGGACUUCCUGGUGAGCAUCUACAUGCAGCGCAUGGGCAUCCCCCCAACAGAGACCGAGGCCUACUUUGGGGCCAAAGAACCGGAGCCGGCGCCGCCAUACCAUAGCCCCGAAGACAGCCGGGAGCACAUGGACAAGCAUGGCUGCAUCAUCAAGAUUGUGCGUUCCACCAGCUCCACGGGCCAGAAGAACUUCUCAGCGCCCCCGGCCGCCCCUGCCCAGUGCCCGCCCUCCACCUCAUGGCAGCAGCAGAGCCACCCGCGCCAGGGCCAUGGUGCCUCCCCUGUGGGAGACCACGGCUCACUGGUGCGCAUCCCGCCGCCACCCGCCCACGAGCGGUCACUGUCCGCCUACAGCGGGGGCAACCGGCCCAGCACAGAGUUCCUACGGCAUGAGGAUGCGCCAGCUGGCAGGUCCCACGAGGGUGCCCUGCGGGACAGCGACACGUCCAUCUCCAUCCCGUCCGUGGACCACGAGGAGCUGGAACGUUCUUUCAGUGGCUUCAGCAUCUCCCAGUCCAAGGAGAACCUGGACGCCCUCAACAGCUGCUACGCGGCCGUGGCGCCUUGUGCCAAAGUCAGACCUUACAUCGCAGAGGGCGAGUCAGACACAGACUCGGACCUCUGCACCCCAUGCGGGCCCCCGCCACGCUCAGCCACGGGUGAGGGCCCCUUUGGGGACAUGGGUUGGGCCGGGCCCAGGAAGUGAGGCUGUGCUGGCCACCGGACUGCCCGCGUCUUCCCCCUGACUCCGCAUUUUCGAGGUUUUGAGGUGGGAACCCCCUGGGGCCUUUUCUUUAC